CAACCCCAAAAGAACAGAGCAGCUCUGCUCUCCUUCAAACUCUAUACCCUCAAAUGAUCAAACAAUUCGAUCGGAGUGACCGUCGGAUUCUGAAAUUCCCGGCGGUUAACCCUUGCCAAGGCGUCUCUCCGGCGACCCUUCUUGUCUCUUUGACAAUUCUCUCCCGCAACAUACUCAAUUUCCAAUCCACAUGCUUCGCAACCCAAAAGCGAAACUGCAGAGAAACAAUCCGCCAGAUUAGUAUUCUUCACAUUUUCUUUGAGGAGAUUUGUGCCGGCGAGCUGGUUCUUUCCGACUCGGUGGCUCUCAGCUUCUCUGAGCUCCACCUCACCUUGCAAAAAAUCAGGUUUUUGUUGGAGGAUUGCACUAGGGAAGGUGCAAGGCUGUGGAUGCUCACAAAAUGUGAGUUUCUCGCAACUCAGUUUCGGAUUCUAAUACGAGCAGUCUCCACCGCGCUUGAUGUUCUUCCUUUGAGCUUGAUCGAUGUUCAAGAUGAAGUGAAGGAGAUGGUUGAAUUGGUAAGGAGGCAAUCGAGGAAGGGCAAAUUUGAGCUUCAUCCAGAUGAUGUAAGUGCCAAGAAGUUGGUGCUUUCGAUAUUGGAUCAGUUCGAGAAGACAAUUGAGCCCGAUUCGAGUGAUGUGAAGCGGGUUCUUGAUUACCUUGGAAUCAGAAGCUGGAGGGAGUGUAACAUGGAGAUAAAGUUCUUGGAGGAAGAAAUUGCUUUCGAGUGUUCGGCUUGCCAAGGAAGAGAGGUUCCAUUUCUGAGCAGCUUGGUUGGGUUUUUGAGCUACUGCAGGGGAGUGAUUUUCGAAACGAUGGAUAAUCGAAACCUCGAUGAAAGUCAAGCCGAUUUUAGGUCCAACAUGGAGGUCUUCACUUGCUUAAACACCGAGGAUUUUAGGUGCCCAAUUUCGCUUGAACCAAUGCUUGAUCCAGUGAUUGUAUCUACAGGGCAGACUUAUGAUCGUUCUUCAAUUCAAAAAUGGCUCAAAGGGGGAAACUUGCUCUGUCCCAAUACAGGGGAGAAGCUCAUAAACACUGACUUGGUGCCCAAUUUGAUUCUCCGAAAGCUGAUCAGAAACUUCUGUGCCUACAACGGUGUUUCCCUUGGAAGGUUGGGAAAACAAAGCAGUGACAUAACACAAACAACUGUGCCCAAGAGCCCGGUUGCUUCGGAAUCCAUGAAGUUUCUCUCAAUGUUUCUCACCACUAGGCUUGCAUUUGGUACUAGUGAACAGAGAAACAAGGCUGCAUAUGAGAUUCGUUUGCUUGCAAAAUCGAACAUUUUCAACAGGUCUUGUUUGAUCAAUGCAGGAGCAGUACCUCCUCUAUUGAACCUAUUGUGUUCCACAGGUUCAUGUACACAAGAGAAUGCAAUGGCGGCCUUGUUGAAGCUCUCGAAAUAUGGAAGUGGCAAGAGAUUGAUAGUUGAAUGCAGGGGACUAACUUCAAUUCUUGCUGUGCUUAAACAUGGACUGACAUGGGAAGCGAGGCAAAGUGCAGCUGCAACAAUUUUCUAUCUCACUUCGGUGAAGGAGUAUCGGAAAUUGAUCGGAGAAACACCUGAGGCUAUCCGGGGUCUUGUAGAUUUGAUGAAGGAAGGAACACCUUGUGGGAAGAAAAAUGCUGUGGUAGCGAUUUUCGGGCUUCUUCUCUUGCCCAAAAACCACCAUAGAGUGCUUGAAGCAGGCGCUGUUCCAUUGCUAAUUGAUAUACUAGCCUCAUCAGAAAAAGUCGAGCUUCUAAGUGACACACUAGCAGUUGUCUCAUUCUUAGCUGAGAACGUUGAAGGAGCAUUUGCAAUUCUAAACUCGAAAUCCUUGCAUCUGAUCACCGGCAUUCUUCAAUCGUCAACAUCCCAAUCUGUGAAAGAGUACUGUGUUUCAACAUUGCUGGCUUUGUGCAUUAAUGGUGGUGUGGAAGUUGUUGCUCUUUUAGCCAAGGACCAAUCGUUAAUGGCUUCACUAUUUUCGCUUUUGACAGAGGGAACCUCCAAUGCGGGCAAGAAAUCGCGUGCCCUCAUCAAAGUUCUGCAUAGCUUCCAUGAAACCAGCUCCUCCAGAUGGAUCAUAAGCUCUGCAGUUCCAUGUGACCUUGCCAUUCAUGAUCGGUGACGCAUUGUCUCAAAAUCUUCCUUGAAAUUCCAUGUAAAUAGGAUUAUAUACAUUGGAUUAUAGCUCAGUUUUUGCAGGAGCUAUUUGCUAUGUGAGUUAGAUAUGUUAGAUAACAUUAUAGGGUUGUAUCUGAAAUUUUUUUCAUGUAGUGGAAAAUAAGACGGUGUGAAAUAUA
This is a messenger RNA of Rosa chinensis, 2289 nucleotides long. RefSeq names its product U-box domain-containing protein 19. Lineage: Eukaryota; Viridiplantae; Streptophyta; Magnoliopsida; Rosales; Rosaceae. The record is from RefSeq and is a predicted model, not a curated record. The transcript has a single exon. Gene Ontology annotation, cellular component: cytoplasm; nucleus. Bases 54 to 2114 code for a protein of 686 amino acids. Gene Ontology annotation, biological process: protein ubiquitination. Gene Ontology annotation, molecular function: protein binding; ubiquitin-protein transferase activity.